Pteropus alecto (black flying fox) is the source of this 1467-nucleotide messenger RNA. Its product is annotated as butyrophilin-like protein 3. Lineage: Eukaryota; Metazoa; Chordata; Mammalia; Chiroptera; Pteropodidae. Gene Ontology annotation, biological process: regulation of cytokine production; T cell receptor signaling pathway. Gene Ontology annotation, molecular function: signaling receptor binding. The record is from RefSeq and is a predicted model, not a curated record. Gene Ontology annotation, cellular component: external side of plasma membrane.
AUGGCCCUUGUGCUCACUUUGGUUCUCAGUCUCCUUAGGCUGGGCUCAGGCCAGUGGCAGGUGAUUGGACCAGACAAGCCCGUCCAGGUCGUGGUGGGGGAGGACGCAGUGUUCUCCUGCUUCCUCUCUCCUAAGACAAGUGCAGAGGCCAUGGAGGUACGGUUCUUCAGAGAUCAAUUCUAUGCUGUGAUGCACCUCUACAGAGAAGGGAAAGACCAGCACGAUGUGCAGAUGCCAGCCUAUCGAGGGAGAACUGAGUUGGUGACGGACUUCAUAGCGGAGGGGCAUGUCUCCCUGAGGCUGGAGAAGGUCACUUUCUCAGACACUGGUCUCUAUGGAUGCUGGUUCAGCUCUCAGACUAAUGACCAGGAAGCCACUUGGGAGCUGCAGGUUUCAGGCCUGGGUUCAGGACCCCUGGUUUCUAUUAUGGGAUAUGUUGGUAAAGGCAUCCAGCUACUCUGCAAGUCCUCAGGCUGGUUCCCCCAGCCCAUAGUGAAGUGGAAAGAUCCACAAGGACAUGACUUGCCCUCUGACUCAAAGGUGAAUGCAGACAGACAUGGCUUGUUUGAUGUGGAGACCUCCCUUAUAGUCCAAGAAAAUGCUGGGAGCAUAUCAUGUUCCAUCCAGUACCCUGACCAGAGCCAAGACGUGGAAUCCAGGGUAUGGAUAAGAGAGACUUUUUUCCAGUUCUCAUCCUAUCGCUUGGCUUCCAUUUUACUGGGAAUACUCAGCUGUGUCCUGUGUGUUGGAAUCGCAGGGGAAGUGAUAUUUUACUCAAUAUCCAAAAGAAAAACCAGGGCAGAAUUGGACUGGAGAAAGAAGCAUGGAGUGUCAGAACUGAGAGACGCCCGGAAACAUGCAGUGGAGGUGACUCUGGACUCUGACAUGGUUCAUCUGCAGGUCUACAUUUCUGAUCUGAAAGCUGUGUCCUAUAGUAACGUUACCCAAAUGGCGACUUUUUUGGAGAAGAGAUUUCUAAAGAAGUGUGUGGUGGCUUCUCAGGGAUUCCAGGAAGGAAAACAUUACUGGGAGGUGAACGUGGGGUGCAAUAAAAUGUGGUCCUUGGGAGUGUGCCGGGAUGACGUGAACAUGGAGAUGACAGAUGUGACUUUGUCUCCCAAAAAUGGAUACUGGGUGUUAGGACUGGAGAAAGAAAAUCAGUAUUUCACAUUUAACCCUCAUAGAAUCAUCCUCUCUCCAAGAACCCCCCCUACGCUAGACUAUGAGGUUGGGGCAAUCUCCUUCUUCAAUGUAAAUGAUCAGUCCUUCAUUUAUACCCUGACACAUCAGUUUGAAGGGUUACUGAGGCCCUACAUCCAGCAUUAUGUGAAUGAUGAGGAAAAUAUGACUUCCAUAGUGAUUUGCCCAGUGUCCCAGGAAUCAGAGAAAGAAGUGCUUUCUGACACAGACAACCUAGAGCCCUCCCCACAGGUGACCAUACUCUUCCUCUCCAGGAUGAUGCCCUGA